CACAUCUCCUUUGGCUGCCAGGGCAGAGGGCUGGACGCGAGAGGGAACUCCGUGCGGCGCCACUGGCUCUGGCUAGGGCCUCGCCCGGGCUGGCACAGGACCACACGCCGCGUGCUGCCAUGCCCGGGCUGGGCUGCGUAGACAUUGAAAGGGAGCCCCAAACCCGGGUCCUGCACAAUUCUCCUGGGGUCACGGACUUUGGGGGAGGACAGGUAAGUGUGGUGUCAAGGGGUUCCCUCUUCAUCCUUUUCUGUUUAGUUCACUGUUACAUCAAAUCCAGUAGCUUCCAGAAACUAAGAGGAGGAGAGGCAGCCCUGAAGCCUAUUGAGGAGCAGAGGGAAGUCAAUUUAGGGUUUUAAGUUAGUGAUAGAAAAAGUUAGUGUAUGGUUCACAAUGGGAUGGAAGAAUGAAUGCCAUUUAAAACUUGUCUUUUCCAGAGGAAGAAAAGUUGGGAAGCUCUAUCUCAUUUUUCUAGUGGCUUCAUAAUGCAGGGACCUGCCCCGGGACAAAGGGGACCACAGGAGAAACACAGUGGGGAGCUUAGAGUUUGGGGGAAGGAGGUGAACUGUCACUGGCCCAUCACCAGCUAUUUUUCAGGGGUUUAAGUGGAGUUACCUUGUGGUCUGCACCUGAGAUCACUCACAGCGUGGGAGGGUAUGGUUUCCUGGCUUCAGAAAGCAGCUGUUUCAGCUGAGGAGGAAAUGAAGCUUGACAGGCUAGAACAGAAGUAGCAGGGGAGGCUCGUGGAGGGAUUUCCAGGCUGCUGUGCCUGACCUCUAAGGUGGAACUGCCUCCCUCAUUCUGCAGACCUGCUCCGAGACCAGGUGACUCUGUACUGUCUGUGCCUCCUUCCUUCUCAGCAGCCUGGCCUCUGCCACCUGCCCAGGAGGGCUCCGUGUCCUCCCAUCUCCUGGGUGGCAGGACAGACCAAGGGUUUAUACAAUGUCUUCCUAGGUAACCUCCUUUGAAAGAACAGGAGAGGUUAUCUAGUCCUAGUCCUUUUUGGGCAGGGGGUGGGCAGCAAGAGGGAAAAGUUAAACCAAUGGGUAGUCCAGGCUAGGAAUAUUGGCAUUAUUUCCUCCACUGAUCUAGGGGAAUCCACCUACAGACUGGUUGUUCUGCAGAAAAAUAAUUGAGAAUGAGACCAGGAAUCCUGUUGUCUAAGCCUAGGGCAGGAUGAGGCUUACCUAGUAACUGAUGAUGCCAGGCUGAGGCACUCUGCGAUUUGUCUCUACAUCUGUCCCCGCCUACCUGGCCAAUCUGACCAGGCUCAGUUUGGGACACGGGACUCCGAUGAGCUGGUGGGAACAGGUCUAGUGUCUGGGGGCUGGGUAGCACCAAAUCGUUGAUCUAGUGGGGAUCUAGGGGCCAGGGCAAUACCAUAUUCAGCUUAGUGUCUGGAGAUCAUCUACCAAGGCUGGGGCUUCUGGGACAGGCGGGGACCCAAGGCCCCUGGAAGAGUUGGUCCAGGGGACUGGACCAGCGGCGUCUUCACGGAACAGAGCAUGGCCACACUCCUGCCACUGCUGCUGGGCCUCAGCCUGGGCUGCAUAGGAGCAGGUGGCUUUGUGGCCCAUGUGGAAAGCACCUGUCUAUUGGACGAUGAUGGGACUGCCCAGGAUUUCACAUAUUGCAUCUCCUUCAACAAGGAUCUGCUGACCUGCUGGGAUCAACAAGAGGAAAAAAUGGCCCCCUGUGAAUUUGGGGUGCUGAAUGGCUUGGCCAGUUACCUGUCAGAUUACCUCAACCAGCAAGGCACCCUGCUCCAGCGCUUGCGCAGUGGGCUCCAGGACUGCGCCACGCACACCCAGCCCUUCUGGGGGUCACUGACCCACAGGACACGGCCACCAACCGUGCAGGUAGCCCAAACCACUCCUUUUAACACGAGGGAGCCUGUGAUGCUGGCCUGCUACGUGUGGGGCUUCUAUCCAGCAGAUGUGACCAUCACCUGGAGGAAGAAUGGGCAGCCCGUCACCCCCCACAACAGUGCCCAGAAGACUUCCCAGCCCAAUGGAGACUGGACAUAUCAGACCCUGUCCCACUUAGCUCUGACCCCCUCUUACGGGGACACCUACACCUGUGUAGUGGAGCACGUCGGGGCUCCUGAGCCCAUCCUUCAGGACUGGACACCUGUGCUGUCCCCCAUGCAGACAGUGAAGGUUUCCGUGUCUGCAGUGACUCUGGGCCUGGGCCUCAUCAUCUUCUCUCUUGGUUUGAUCAGCUGGAGGAGGGCUGCCUCCUCUAGUGAGUGACCCUCUGAACUUCCAUCCCCACCGCUGCUCCCAGUCUCUGCUUACUUGCUGUUUGUGACUGACGCGCUCAUUCCUACCCCAUUUGCUGUGAAUAUUGCUGGAUACUUUUAUCUGCAAAGACUGGGCUAAUCAAGUGUUUUUCUCUCUUAGGCUAUAUUCCUCUCCCUGGGUCCAGUUAUCCAGAAGGACGGCACAUUUCCUAGAGGCAGAAUUCUACAAUUUCCACUCUGAGUGAGAAGGAGAUGCAAACUCUAACUGAUAAUACCAUGCCUCCCCAACCUCUUCAAAGCCCUGGCAUUUUCCUCAAUUCUAUGGUUUCUCCAUUCUUCUCUGAAUUUCCCAGUCCCCCGUAUACAAACCUUAGCAACUUGGGGAACUCAUUCCUGGGAAUAUUCUGUAACCAAAUUAUUGUCCAAGGCUAUAUUUCUGAGGUGAAUAUAAUCUGGGGAAGGGAAUUAUAGGCCCUCCUGGGGGCUUCAGUGUGCCACAGAGGGUAGUGAGUCACUGGUGACCAUUUCUGAGAAAUAAACUCUGGUGGAAAUGAG
Messenger RNA from Microcebus murinus (gray mouse lemur), 2797 nucleotides. NCBI's taxonomy places the organism in Eukaryota, Metazoa, Chordata, Mammalia, Primates, Cheirogaleidae. The record is from RefSeq and is a predicted model, not a curated record.